Ambispora leptoticha is the source of this 1515-nucleotide messenger RNA. Lineage: Eukaryota; Fungi; Glomeromycota; Glomeromycetes; Archaeosporales; Ambisporaceae. The record is from the annotation of a GenBank genome assembly.
AUGUUGCGAGGAUAUUCGCUUGCAAAUGAUUUAAAGUCUUUGGUGAAUAAUCCAGUGUUUAGCGAUUUAACAAUACGAUGUGGUACCAAAAGCUAUAAAUUCAACAAUCAUAAUAAAGUUUCCACUGAUAAGGACGACGACGACGGCGACAAUAAUUCUUCCUCUGAAACUAGUAAUCUGAGCAACAAUAAUAAUGCAAAUGAUUCAGAAGUUUUGUACGCACAAAGAGCAAUUCUUGGAGCACGUUCCGAAUAUUUCUACAAUCUUCUCUACAAUGGGAUGAAAGAAUCAACCAGUAAUGAAUUGAAAUUCCCGACAAUCUCCACCGGAGCCAUGAAAAUAACCCUGGAAUACAUUUACACAAGUGAAAAUGUGCAGUCAACAUUGGAAUUACUAAAGAAAGAUGAAAUUGUUGAUGCUUUUCACGCAGCAAAUUAUUUUCUACUUGGUGAUUUGGAAGCGAGAAUUAUCACGGUGGCUGAAGAGUUGAUCAAGGAUGAUGGUUUUGAUGAAUUGAUGACGUUGUUGGAACAGGCGAUUAAUAAAUUGUCUUUAGCUGAUAAUAAUUUGUAUAAACUGUUGUGUGGUUAUAUCGGCGCGACGCCGUUGAAUAGCGCAAAUAUAGAGUAUAGUAAAUUUUCGAGUAUUAGUUUACAAAUUUUGUUGGCUCAAACACAAAAAACCUUAAGGUAUUUUGCGACUUCGGAAUAUCGUGUUUUCCGGUACGUUGUUGAAUGGGCGGCUAAUCAAAUAUCAGAAAAUGCUCUGGAGACAGUUAAAUCUUACUUUUCAACAGCUGAAUUAUCAUUCUAUGAUGCAGAUCAGCCUCAACCAUGGGGAGCAAGAAAUUCGAAUAUAGACGAUAUUCAACAACAGCUACUUGAAAUUUUGAAACCAUUUUUACCUUAUAUCAAUUUAAAUCUUUUUGAUCGGAUGGUAAUCGCCAAAGUAAUUCACCCGAUGCGAAUUAUCCCUGACGCAGUACUAUCUGAUGCAUAUCAAUAUCAUUUAUUAGCAGUAAUCCCAUUUAAUCCCACGCGUGGACUCUCACCACUAGACAAUCUACGAUGGGACCCAUCCGAAUUUCUGGUUGAUAAUCAAACAGCCGAAGCUCCAAAAGAUGCGACAGUUCGCGCCAUCACCUCAAGUAAUUUUUUUUCGGAGCAUGGUAUCUACGAGUGGAAUGUUGUGGUCGAGAAAAUCGGUAGAGGCCGAAUUGGAAUUGCGUCAACACAGUCUAGAAAUAGUACUCAAUCGUUAGGUGAUUCGAAUUCUCUUCCAAGCUGGUGUGUGAAUUCCGAGGGGCAUAAAUAUCCGGGCAAAGAAAGAUACGGAAAAAAAUUAACCAAAGGAAUGGUGGUUACAGUUCAUCUUGAUAUGAAUAAACGCACUGUUGGAUUUUCGUAUGAUGGUGAAUAUGCUGGCUGCGCUUUUUAUAAUUUACCUGAAAAGAUCUAUGCUGCAAUUUCAUUAUCUAAAGGGACAAGAUUUUCCAUUCAACGACACACGUUUUAA